Molecule: messenger RNA, 4056 nt
Organism: Olea europaea var. sylvestris
Lineage: Eukaryota; Viridiplantae; Streptophyta; Magnoliopsida; Lamiales; Oleaceae
Product: type II inositol polyphosphate 5-phosphatase 15-like
Exons: 10
Coding region: 101-3640 (1179 amino acids)
Biological process (GO): phosphatidylinositol dephosphorylation
Molecular function (GO): phosphatase activity; protein binding
Source: RefSeq, a predicted model, not a curated record
AAAAAAAUCUCCAUUUCUUUCGGCCAUAUUUCUGUCUUCAAUUCUCUGUCCGAAAACUUCUUAAGAAUUCAAGAUUUUUUCAUAAUUACUUCAUAUAACAAUGGACGGUCAGACCGACGAUGAAUUAUUACCCACAAAUUCUCACCAUAGCCGCAAUUUUCACUUUUACUCUGACAAGUUUACUGUCAAUUCCGAUGAUGACGACGACAAAAAUGAAGCUAGAAGCAAUACUAACACCAUGAGAUUCAGCCUUGAUGAUGCUUCGUCAAAUCACCAAAAAACCCCUAAAGUUUUCGACCGGUUUUACAACUCAUCCUCAGAUGAGGAUGAGGAUGAUGGCGUCAGCGGAUCAUCGCAAAAUGAUUCUGUUCAGAAACGGCUGGAUUACAUGAUCCAAUUUCUUGAUAGGAAGCUUUCUUCUUCGUCAUCACCGGAUACUAGUAAAAACCAGCCGUUGCCGGAGUUUAUUGGGACCAUUGGGGGGAGUGGAGUGUUUAAGCCGCCGUUGAGAGCCCCGGUGCACCCAGGCCGGCCGCCAAGUCUGGAGAUAAGGCCACACCCAUUGAGAGAAACCCAAGUGGGGUGCUUUUUGAGGAACAUUUUUUGUGUGAAUGAUGACACUGGACCGCAGUUAUGGUCUGGUUCGGAGUGUGGAAUCCGGGUUUGGGAUUUGAAGAAUGAGAUAUAUGGUUAUGGGGCGGAGGAAGGGGAGGAGGAGGGGACGGUGAGGUAUUGUGUGUCUGUACAGUGCCCAGCCACGAUGUGUGUGGUUGGGGAUGCUGGGAAUAGAGUUGUGUGGAGUGGGCAUAAAGACGGGAGGAUUAGGUGUUGGAAGAUGAUGGAUUUUAAUGGAAAUGGGAAUGAUACUGGUAAUAGAAGUGGGUUCAAAGAGGCACUUUCAUGGCAGGCGCAUCGAGGGCCGGUUCUCUCCAUGGCCAUGACAUCUCAUGGGGACUUGUGGUCGGGAUCUGAGGGUGGUGCAAUUAAGAUCUGGCCUUGGGAAGCUAUUGAAAAAUCCCUCACUCUUACAAUUGGAGAAAGGCAUAUGGCUGCUUUACUAGUAGAAAGGUCAUAUAUUGAUCUGAGGAGCCAAGCUGCACUAAGUGGUGUUGGUUCCUGUAAUAACAUGUUCACUUCGGAUGUCAAGUAUAUGAUAUCGGAUCGUUGUGGAGCAAAGGUCUGGAGUGCUGGCUAUAUGUCAUUUGCACUUUGGGAUGCUCGAACAAGGGAAUUACUGAAACUGUUCAACAUAGAUGGUCAGAUUGAAAACAUGUCAUCAAUACAAGAUUCUCUGAUGGAGGAAGAAGUGAGAAUGAAGUUUGUAUCUGGUUUGAAGGAGAAGCCACAAAACUCAUUCAAUUUCUUUCAGCGUUCCCGUAAUGCCAUAUUAGGAGCAGCAGAUGCUGUUCGUCGAGUUGCAGCAAAAGGAGCUUUCGGAGAUGAUAAUCGACGAACUGAAGCAUUGAUCACUACAAUUGAUGGAAUGGUUUGGACUGGAUUCUCAAAUGGAUUACUUGUGCAGUGGGAUGGAAAUGGCAAUCGCUUGCAAGAAUUCCAGUACCAUUCUUUUGCUGUUCAGUGCCUUUGUACAUUUGGGUCGCGAAUAUGGGUAGGUUAUGUAAGUGGGCACAUGCAGGUGUUGGAUCUAACUGGUAAUUUACUUGGAGGAUGGGUGGCUCAUAGCGGUGCGUUGAUAGAUUUAGCUGUUGGGGCUGGUUAUGUUUUCACCUUGGCUAAUCAUGGUGGUAUACGUGGAUGGAGCAUUACUUCUCCUGGACCACUUGAUCAUAUACUGCGUUCAGAGUUGGCUGGGAAGGAGUUCUUGUAUACUAGGCUAGAGAAUUUGAAAAUAUUGGCUGGAACAUGGAAUGUUGGACAAGGAAGAGCAUCUCCCGAUUCCCUUAUAUCAUGGCUAUGUUCUGCAGCUGCAGACAUUGAUAUCGUUGUUGUUGGGUUGCAGGAAGUGGAAAUGGGUGCUGGUUUUCUAGCAGUGUCUGCUGCUAAAGAAACUAUGGGUCUUGAGGGUAGUGCUGCAGGGCAGUGGUGGAUAGACAUGAUAGGAAAAACCUUGGAUGAAGGGGCGACUUUUUCACGUGUUGGCUCCAGACAGUUAGCAGGCUUGCUAAUUGCUGUGUGGGUUAGAGUCAAUAUUCGAGGCCAUGUUGGAGAUAUUGAUGUUGCAGCAGUUCCUUGCGGUCUGGGGCGUGCUAUCGGUAAUAAGGGAGCCGUUGGUUUGAGAAUGAGAGUGUAUGAUCGGGUAAUGUGCUUUGUGAACUGUCACUUUGCUGCACACUUAGAGGCUGUUAGCCGCCGAAAUGCUGAUUUUGACCAUGUAUAUCAAACAAUGGUCUUUAGUCGACCGUCUAACCUUUUUAAUGCUGCUGCUGGUAUGGUGCGAUACCUAUUGUUAUGUUGCUUGCUUGCCUGCUCAAUGUAUUUAUUACCGCUUGUUUAUAGUUCGUGCUUGCCCUUGGUCCUUUCUGUUGCAGCAGGCGUAUCAUCUACGAUUCAUAUGCUACGCAGUACAAAUGCUAUGGCUAUUAAUCCCGUCGAUGGGAUACCAGAGCUUUCUGAGGUGGACAUGGUUGUAUUCCUGGGAGACUUCAACUAUCGACUUGACGGCAUAACUUAUGAUGAAGCGAGGGAUUUUGUUUCUCAAAGAUGCUUUGACUGGCUUAGAGAGAGAGAUCAGUUACGAGCAGAAAUGAAAGCUGGAAAUGUCUUCCAAGGGAUGCGGGAAGCUAUUAUCAGAUUUCCUCCAACAUACAAAUUUGAGAGACACCAAGCUGGUUUAGCAGGGUAUGAUUCUGGUGAAAAGAAGCGAACUCCUGCCUGGUGUGACAGAAUUUUGUAUCGUGAUAGCCGUUCAGCUUCAGUAUCUGCAUCCAGCUUGGACUGUCCUGUAGUAUCUUCAAUUUUGCUGUAUGAAGCUUGCAUGGAUGUGACAGAUAGUGACCACAAGCCUGUCCGUUGCAUUUUCAAUGUGGAGGUUGCCCGAGUCGAUGAGUCAGUGAGAAGACAAGAGUUUGGUGAAAUAGUUAAAUCAAACAAGAAAAUCAAACAUCUGCUUGAAGAAUUAUCCGAAGUUCCAGAAUCAAUUGUUAGCACAAACAAUAUAAUCCUACAGAAUCAGGAUACAUCUGUAUUGCGCAUCUCAAAUAAAUCUGGGGAAGACGUAGCUCUGUUUGAAAUAAUUUGUGAAGGUCAGUCCACCAUCAAUGAGGAUGGACAAGCAUUCGAUCAUUGUGCAAGAGGUUCUUUUGGCUUCCCCAGGUGGCUUCAGAUCAAUCCGGCAACAGGAAUAAUCAAACCGGGUCAUAUUGCUGAGAUUUCAGUCUGCCAUGAGGAAUACCAAACACUGGAGGAAUUUGUGGAUGGUGUACCACAAAACUGUUGGUGUGAAGAUGCCAGGGACAAGGAAGUCAUUUUGGUGGUUAAAAUACACGGGAACUUCUCAACAAAGACGAUAGAUCACCGUGUUCGUGUACGCUACAGCAUUUCUGGCAAGCUCAUGCCUAUGGAUACUAAAUCCAAACGCUCCAAUCGCCUCCAAGCAAAUGUCCUUCACCGGUCUGAUAUUCAAAGGCUCAGCAGUUCCUGUGAUGUAGUUGACCACUUAAGAUAUUUACAUACCCCUUGAAGCACGAUGUUCGGCCCCAUAAUUCCUAUUUUGAUAAUUACAUUGGUAUACGACGCUCCUGAGUCCUGAUUGUGAGCAUCUUGAUAUAAUCUACGUACUUGUGGAAUGUGGAUACAGUUGCGUGCUUUUCUCCAGAAGUGCAUAUUCUUUGAACAUGCAGUAUGAAUCAUUCUUAUUUUUAAGUUUUAUUUUCUUCUGAAAUUUUGUGUAUAGAACAGUCAAGGAAGUGUGAUGAUGAGGGAAGAGAAGUGUUUUAGUUUUCUCCUGUCCUUCAAGUUUGAUUUUUCUGUUUUCUCGCCCAUUGGGUAUAAAAUAAACUUGUAAAGCGUAAAAUUCUUGAGUUUCAGUUGCAUGCCCCUUUUUUGAGUCUUGUAUGUAUAGGUGGAUAAUAUCAUUAAAGUAUAGCGUUUAAGUCA